Myiozetetes cayanensis is the source of this 2169-nucleotide messenger RNA. It is a transcript of the gene TCTN3, whose product is annotated as tectonic family member 3. Bases 15 to 1547 code for a protein of 510 amino acids. The record is from RefSeq and is a predicted model, not a curated record. Lineage: Eukaryota; Metazoa; Chordata; Aves; Passeriformes; Tyrannidae. The transcript has 13 exons. Gene Ontology annotation, biological process: smoothened signaling pathway; cilium assembly.
GCCGUGGCGGGGCGAUGCGCGGGGCCGGGGCGCUGCUGGCCCUGCCGGCCCUGCUGGCCCUGCUGCCCGCCCGCAGCCCCGCGGGCUCGGCCCGCCGCUCCGCCCGCACCAGGUCUGUGAGUCAAGUGUGUGUGGAAAAGUCACUCAUUUUCAGAAGUAACACCCCUUAUCCUACAGAGAUCAUUGCUGUCCCUGGUGGACACGAUCUGUUCUGUGUGCAGCUGAAUGACUCAAAGCUGAACUAUUUCCAACAGCCCCAGGAUAUCAAAGAAUCUGAUUUUAUGAAGUUCUUAGAGAAGUAUGGCAGACAUUCUUUCAUAGCACCGUCACAAGUCCAGCCAUCGUUCUCUGCUUUUUACCGUGCUGGAGAUCCAAUCCUAAUCUACUUUGAUUCAUCAUCUGUACUGAGCACGCUCAGACAGCCAGUAAAAAUGGGAGCCAGUGGACUUUGUGUUGAUGGAAAUCCUGCUGGCUUCCUGGACAGUAAAAGUACAAGCUGUACUCGGAUUUUUGCCGAUUUGAGCAAGAGCUGCGUGACUGACCCUGCCCUCGAUGCUGCCUCUUACUACCAGGAUUUCACUGUGCUAAAGGUCCCAGUUAGUGGCACCAUUGUGCAGUCCAUGAAGGUAAAUGUCACUGCAGUUGCACCACCUGGAGCUCCCCAGAUGAGAGACAACACAUGUAUCAACGUGGUUUCUGAGGUGAUCUAUGAGAUAGAAUACAGUGGCACGAGUGGGAUUCAGAGUGUUUCUGUCCAGUUCAAAGUGAGCAACAUCUCUGGGAACUCUGGAUCCUCUCUGCAGCAGCGCUUCACUUUGCACUUCUGGACCAAGACCCUCUCUCAUAUGUUGCCCAGAAGUGGAAACCCUGGCUAUAUCACUGGAGCACCACUGUUGAUUGCAAACAGUGGUGCCAUGCAGCAUAUGAGCAUUUUACAGAGUGAAAGUGAUGGGAGUUGCUCACAGUUCCUCAGACACACAGUGCAAUUCAGAAGGAACAUGAGAACAGGCUGCAACCUCAGCCUGUCCCCAUUACUGGAAGAGAGUAACUGCAGUUACAUCCAGCAGAAGUUAUACAAGGCUUUUCAGGGCAUGAACAAAACAGGGGACCUUGCUAUAAUUGGCAGUGCUCAUUCAACCCAGCCUGAAGAGUGGACAACCAUUCUGGUUCAGAGCUGCAGUGUGCAGGCUGUGAAUUGCUCUUCCUGUUGCAUGGUUCCUGUGACCCUGGAGAUUCAGAUACUGUGGACUAGAGUGGGCCUCCUGUCCAACCCACAAGCUCAAAUACUGGGUGCACGAUACUUUUACCAGUGUCAGCCCCUGAAGCUCCUGAGCACACAGACGGUACCUGUGACAACUGUGGUUACCUUCACUGACAUGACAGAGUGGCCAGAACCACCCCGGGGCCAGCCCCAAAGGCACUGGAAACUCCCAUUUGACAUCUUUUUCCCAUUCAAGGUGGCACUGAAUUUAGAAAGCAGUUACAGGGUUGAUCUGACUGGCUGUUUUUUGUUUAUUCUAAUAAUUUCUAGUAUUCUCUGCUUUUGAAAAUAGAUGGGGCCUGUACUUAAAAUCAGUAAGUGAAUUGGUACAUUCCGAAUAUGACCCGGAUCAUAGGCUUUUCUUCUCAGGUUCUUUUACUGUGCCUAUAAUACCUGUGUGCCUUCUGUUCUUGGAUUAAGCCAUGGGACCAGCUUCUGUCCUGGGUCCUCUCAUGGCCCUGUUCUCUGUAUGUGCCACCUGUGAACAUCAGUGCAGUGAAACCGAACUGAAAAUGACAGCCACUGGAGUUCUCAGUGGCACAUCAGAGGGAGUUGUGAAUGGUUCUAAAGUUAAAAAAUCGACAAUUUUAGGAAGAAUUUUUAGAUGUAUUAUUAGACUGAAGCUUACCUCUGGCUCAGUCUCUGGGACCAAGUUUAUUGCUUUCAAAGUUGAAGGGCAUGUCCUGACUUUCUGGUCUGCCCCAUUCCAUCACACGGGAAAGCUGAUCAAUUGUUCAAGGAAGUUGUUGGAUGAAAGUAUGUUUUUUAGCAAAGGAUUUAUUCUUUAUCUUAAAUUCUUCAGAUGAUGGAAAAAUCUGCCCCAUAUGAUGCCAAGUACUCCAGUGGAAUCAAUAGAGGGCAGGAUGAUCAGAGCUUACCAUUAAUAAAAUGUAUUGGUUGCUUUUGUA